This is a messenger RNA of Engraulis encrasicolus (European anchovy), 2248 nucleotides long. RefSeq names its product solute carrier family 25 member 47a (gene slc25a47a). Gene Ontology annotation, cellular component: mitochondrion. Gene Ontology annotation, molecular function: transmembrane transporter activity. Lineage: Eukaryota; Metazoa; Chordata; Actinopteri; Clupeiformes; Engraulidae. The transcript has 6 exons. The record is from RefSeq and is a predicted model, not a curated record. The coding region runs from base 241 to 1137 and encodes 298 amino acids. Gene Ontology annotation, biological process: transmembrane transport.
GCAGGAAACCACGCAAUCUGGCAACACUGAUAAGGAGGCUGAGUUGAGGGCGUGGUGAAACCCUCAUUGAAUAUUUUGUAACACGCUGUCAACAGAACCACGUGAGCUCUCUGUUCAAGUUUACGUUCCAUAACCCACUGUUGGAAAAUGGUAAACUCGUGCUCCUAGCUAAUGCUGCCAGGGCGAUAUGAAAGCUGAAGCUGUCACUUGAACUGAACUUGUCAAAUUUAAUGCAAGACGAUGCACAUCGCCGAUUUCUUUGCAGGAUCUUUUGGAGGAGCUUGUGGAGUUACAGUGGGAUACCCGUUUGACACCGUCAAAGUGAGAAUCCAGACCCAGAAGCAGUUCAGUGGAAUAACACAAUGCUUUGUGAAAACCUUCGAGAAAGAGGGGAUCCAUGGCUUCUUCAAGGGGAUGUCUCUGCCGGUGACCACCAUCUCCAUGACCUCGUCUGUAGUGUUCGGCACCUACAGGAACUGCCUGCAGUGCCUGAGCCAGCUGCAUGGCCUCGGGGCUCCCAACACCAAGCUGGACAUCUUCCUGGCAGGCCUGGCCGGAGGCAUCAUGCAGGUGUCUGUCAUGUCACCCGGCGACAUAGUGAAGGUGCGCCUGCAGUGCCAGACGGAGUCCCUGCGUGGUGGUGUGGGAGACCCUAAACCGCGCUACCGCGGCCCCAUCCACUGCUUGCUGUCAAUCCUCCGUCAGGACGGCCCCCUGGGCCUGUACAAGGGGGCGUUGCCCCUGGCCAUGAGGGACGGCCCCUCCUACGCCACAUACUUCCUCACCUACCAGACGCUCUGCGAGUGGCAGACGCCCGCCGGGCAGAAGGAGCCGGAGUGGCCCGCGGUGCUGCUGGCGGGGGGUCUGGCUGGCAUGGCCGGCUGGUCGGUGGGCACCCCGAUGGACGUGAUCAAGGCGAGGAUGCAGAUGGACGGGGCGCGGCCGCGGGGGCAGCAACGCUACCGGGGCCUGGUGCACUGCGUGGCAGAGACGGUGAGGAACGAGGGCGCCGGCGUGUUCUUCCGGAGCCUGGGCAUCAACUGCCUGCGGGCCUUCCCCGUCAACAUGGUAGUGUUUGCCGUCUACGAGCUCAUGGUGCGGCUGCUGCGAAAGCAAGACGCCAUCUCACACAUGUGAUGGGAUGUCAAGCAGCAAUGUGCUGCUGCUGCACACUGUUCAGACACGUAGUACUUUAUAUACUGUAUGUAGCAUAUGUAAGUAUAUAUAUAUAACAUUGUGUGGUGUGUGUGUGUGUGUGUGUGUGUGUGUGCGCGCGUGUGUGUGAUGUUAAUUUCUGCAUCUUUUAUGGACAGUAGCUGUUGCGAUAGCCGCCUGAAAUGCGCACAAUUGAGAAACACGUUAGUGUUUCAAAUGCGAGCUUGGAAGAUUGCCUUCGUGAGACUACCUCAUCUGUAAUGUUGUGUAAAAGUGACUUUUUGUCUAAGGGGGCGAGCCUUUCUCACUGUGGUCAAUAUUUUGCGCUUUUAUAGUGCAACCCUUAAUAAGUACAGUGGCAGAAGAAGCUUACAGUAGGUAAGGAGAGACUGCAAAGAUCCACAGGACUGUCCAGGACAUUGGGAUGUUAUUUUAAUGCAUUUGCAUUUGGGGCAUUCAGGUAAACUAAGUAUUUAUUUGUUUUUGAAUGCAUUGCAUUCAUGGCAUUUAGGUAAGCAAAGUAUUUUGAGUUUUAUUUAUUUAAAUGCAUUGCAUUUGGGGAAUUCCGGGAAAUUGAGUAUUUAGCAGGGCUUGUGGGAAACGUCGUACAGUGUGUAUCUUUCUCCAAAAUGGAGGCUGACCUUGGCAGUGCAGUUAUGAUACUGGCAAAAAGCUGACGUGGACAUGAACUGCAUCCCGUCCAGAAUCCAUCCACUAUCCGCUGCUGUGCUCCAUAUACUUUAAAUAUUACAGUCCCACGAACGGGACUGCUACAGCAUGCCUUUACAAAAGCCAUAUGUAUGUAUAUCUAUAACAUGGUGAGAGGGAGACCGAGGGAGGUGUAUUGAACAUGAUGCUCUAUUUGUCUGUACAGUUUGGAGAGUGUGAGAAUGUACGGUAGCCUACGAGUAUGUGAAUGUAUUGACAGAAUGUCAGAUUUUGAUGGUAUUUAUGACAGACGUCUUUUGAGGAAACAAACAAAUCAAAACUUGUGUUGUCAUUGAAUUACAUGCUGGGAAUGCCAAGUGAAACUGACCUGUAAUGACAUGCUAGAUUAAUUUUGCCGUCCGAUUAAAAUUAGACUUAAGUACAA